This is a messenger RNA of Megalopta genalis, 4906 nucleotides long. It is a transcript of the gene Hmt4-20, whose product is annotated as Histone methyltransferase 4-20. NCBI's taxonomy places the organism in Eukaryota, Metazoa, Arthropoda, Insecta, Hymenoptera, Halictidae. Gene Ontology annotation, cellular component: nucleus. Gene Ontology annotation, molecular function: protein binding; histone H4K20 methyltransferase activity. The record is from RefSeq and is a predicted model, not a curated record.
GAUCGAGAUGGUAUAUUUUGGUCGUUCUCGGGUUCAUUGGGAAGAAGGAAAAUUCUCUCGAUAAAUUGGAGCGCAGCGUGCCUCUAGGAGCGCUCUGGCUCGUCUGCGCCAUUAGAGUUCCGAGCAUGAUCUCCAGAUAUUCGUGUUAUAUUGCUAAAAUAACACCUAACACCGACAAACCGCUUCUCCGGUCCCGCACAUGCUUUAUCCCUCAAUUAUUUAACGUUUCCGCGAUUCGCAAACAAAUUCACUGAUAUGAUUGAUGCGUUGGUAUUCCGAAAUUUUUAACAGUGCAUUCUUUACCAAAGAAUAUAUUUUUCUCCAUUACUUUCGUCUGUUUCACCCCAAGUUACGUAUAUUUACUCUGGACGUGAUGUUCUUUAAAGCAUCAGUAUUUAAACCUCAAAUCAGUACACUAUCUUAUGAUGAUCUUUCUGUUUCUCUGCUUCAAUGUAUCUUGUGUCAGUGAUCUUUUCAUGAUUUGUCACACUUGCAUUUAUUUUGUCCAGUUGAAAUGUCAUUUUGAAAUGAAUAAAUGAUAAAUGUAAAUUAGCAUUUGUAUCAUAUGAUAAAGUAACAGUACAGAUUACAGAAUGGUGGUGGAUUGCUUGUCCAUUCAAGGCUCAGCAGCUAUAGUACGGAAGCAGGAGCGAAGAUUGGGUGGGUCGGUGGGUGCCAAAAUGCAACCUAACAAUGUUGGUAGUUGCGGUGGCAUGACGCCCAAAGAACUCUCUGACAAUGACGACCUAGCAACUUCUCUCGUGCUAGAUCCUUAUUUAGGAUUUACCACCCAUAAAAUGAAUAUUAGAUACAGGCCAUUGAAAGCAAAUAAAGAAGAACUUAAAAAAAUUAUCUGUGAAUUCAUUCAAACACAAAAUUAUGAGAAAACAUAUAAAAAGUUAAUGGGUGGUGACUGGGGUGCACGGCUUCCGCACACAAAAUCCAAACAGCAACAGAUCAAUUUGGAGAAGCAUAUUUACCGGUAUUUAAGAGUUUUCGACAAGGAUUCUGGAUUUGCAAUAGAACCAUGUUAUAGAUAUUCAUUAGAGGGUCAAAAAGGUGCCAAAAUUUGUGCAACCCGAAAAUGGUUGAAACAUGACAAAAUAUCUUGUCUAGUUGGUUGUAUUGCUGAACUCAGUGAAAAGGAGGAAGCAGCAUUACUUCAUCCCGGGAAGAAUGAUUUUUCCGUAAUGUUUAGCUGUCGAAAGAAUUGUGCACAGCUGUGGUUGGGUCCAGCAGCAUACAUUAAUCAUGAUUGUAGGGCUAACUGCAAGUUUGUGGCAACAGGAAGAGAUACAGCUUGCGUUAAGGUACUUCGUGACAUCGAAGUGGGUGAAGAAAUAACGUGUUUCUAUGGAGAAGACUUCUUCGGGGAUGGUAACUGUUAUUGCGAGUGUGAAACCUGUGAAAGAAGAGGAACUGGAGCUUUUGAGAAACAAAAGCCUGGUGAAGAGCUCUCCUCUGGAUAUCGUCUGAGGGAAACAGACAAUCGUAUUAAUCGUACGAAGCAUAGGCAGCAACCAUUAAAUCGCAAUAAGCAACAAGCGGACACAGCGCUGACUGAAAGGAACGCGGUGCUUGUUGGUAAUGCAGCGAUAGCGCCGCAAAGUCUCAGCAUGAAGGAGCUACGGAGGAAGGGUUUGACAAAAUAUGAUGCAGAAUUGUUGAUUGCGCAAGGUUGUCGGUUUUCUGACAUUGCCCAGCAGCAGCCUAGCAUAACUAAUGGAGAGAACGUGCUACAAGCGUCUCGCCCACAUCCAACCGCCAUCACCAAUUCCGUGACGAGGAACUUACGAAAUAAGCAACUUAGUAAAUUUGACAAUAAUAAUGGUCAUCAAAACAAUGUCAAAAAUAAUCAAACCCUUAGGGCCUCCAGGCUACAUAAAAGAACGGAAACCAAGAAGAGUAGAGUCUCGGAAAAAGCUAGAUCUCCUUUGAACGGUUCCAUAGCGAAAAAUAUUGAAAUAGAAGAUAUCAGCCAUCGCAAAGAGGAUUCCGAUAGAGUGGAAGUAACCGACGAAGUUGUAUACUCCAGACUCCAUAAAACACAUUCGGAGAACACCUUGAACGAAGAGAUACACAUUUGCCAUGUUCAGUCCCCGCACCAUGACAUAAUAGAACAAUCGACUUGUUCCGAGAUACAGAAAGAGUGUCCAUCCGCACUUCUGAAAGAUAAUCAAGAAUUGGAUAGCGAAUCGUUAGACGAGAAAGAAACACGCGACGUAGAAAUUAACUCUAAUUCAAUAGGUAAUGUUAAUGCUUCCGAUUCUAGAAAAGAUCAUUAUAGUACAAAUACCUGUGAUUCAGUUCAUGUAAGUUCCAUACCCGAAACUCGUUUAGAUCAUUUAGACGUGGCUAGUAACAAAGAAUUAAUUCCACAAAACAAGUAUCAGUCUAGGACUUGUCAUUAUAGUUUAUCGCCAACUGAAAAUUUCGAGAAUACGAACAGUGUGUCUAUGACAGCAAUAAAGUCGGACAAUUGUAUUCGAAAUCUUCUAGAACUUGAAGAACAACAAGAUUCCAAUGAGAACAAAGUAGAUAAUUACGAACUUACGAAGAAAGAUGAUUUUUGCGAGGUCGUGGAACACAUGUCUCCGAUUCACGUGAAAUCACCUAAAAACGAGAUCAUUGAAAGUGAUAGGAAUAUUUCGGCAUUGUUCGGCUCUCAAAACUCCAUCAGGGAACAUAAAAAGAACGAUUCCAUAAAUUCGGCCACGUUGAUGAAAUGUUUGGUGCAGAACCAAUCCGAGAAAUUCAAUACAUUUAUUUCUGAGCCCAUUAAGUUCUCGAUGAAGGAUGAGCAUAGCGAAACAAAUUUUGUUGAAGACAACUUGAGCAUAGAAAACAACGUAGAAAAAAAUGUCGAAUGUCAUGGUGCAGUCCUGACUCAACAAAACGAUUUAUUACUUAAGAACGAUGUGUAUAUAGUAAACGUUGAUAAUUCGGAGAUGAACAUCGAGAAAUCGAAUAUCGUUGAAACCUGUGCAACGGAUAUGGAUUCUCGGACGCAAUCAUAUAAUGAAAAUAUUUCAGACUUUGGUGUAACAGCGUCUAACAGCUACAGUAACUCUACCACCCAUAAUCUCUUAGAGGAUAGUCAGAAUUUUCUGUUAAAGCAGUCGAUGCAACAGCACGAUAUGUCGAACGCUACGUCGAGAUCGCAUAAGAGUAGGAAAAAGUUGUUCAGCGACAAAAGAUCCGUUUCGUCCGGAUCGAAAGAGGAAUCUGAGAUUUUGGGUGAGCACAAAAUAGGUGACAUGAUCACAUCCGUCUCGAAGAGUCGCAGCAAAGUGAUGAAGACGAAAAAUCGCUUGACAAGAAAUCAAAAAAGGGAUCGACAGAAGAUGGCUAGUGCCGAUAUCGGGGUGGCCGAUGACGACUCGGGUAUUCAAGGUGAUAUUUAUGAAUUUAGCGAAAAGGAGAGCAACCUGGAGGACAUUAGAAUACCCUCGAUAAUGCGACGAACGAAGCAGGAGACCACUCGCCAGGCAUCCGUGCUCACAUCGCAUUUACAGGAGAUGCAAUACAAUGACGAAUGCAAUAAAGCCGAGCCUCCAGUAUUAGUCCCGCAGGAGCCAUGGCCGCCUGCGAGUUGUAAUCAAAAUCAGUUCGCAGAUUCGGAUGGCAGCAGUCAGUCGAGAGAAAAUUCAGUCGACGGCGAAAGUCUGAAAAGAUUAUCAACUUACAACAACGUAAAUGCACAAAAACCGACCAGCUUGACAGAGUGCCAGUGGCAGACGAGUACCACGAAUUGCCAAGUUUGUCCGACCACACCUGAGAGGACCGGCCGAUUAAAGCUGACUCUGCGUAUGAAGCGUUCGCCGGUUUUGGAGGACAUCGUGGAAUCUGGGACGAGCCUCAGCGAGGAUAGUUAUGAGCCUGAAUACGAAGUAUUACGUGUUGAGGGCGUGGAGCGAAGUAGACGUAAGAAGAAGCAUAAAACCCGAGACCGUGAAAGACGGCACAAGAAACGCGAAUUGAAUCUGGACCCACCGCCACCUCCAAUGAAAAGGUUGCGCUUGAUCUUCGGCAACGAGACACAUACCAUUGACUUCCCGCACUCUUAACAGCUAUAAAUAGGAAUUCGUUUUUGGUUCCACUCUGAACAAACUAUAAACACAAAUUUAGGCGUGCGGAAGCAGGCCUCUUUUUUCCGUUGCGUAAUUUCCUAGAGGUUCCACGAAAGUAGAAACGACUCUUAAGAGAAAAACAUGAGUUACUCUAUAAUGAAAAAUUUAGAAGCGUUCUCUCACUUUGCGUUCUUCUUGUAUAUUCGCCGUCUGUAUUUGCCCUCGCCUCUUGUUCUUCUAACAACGAAUGCUUACAAGGCCUAGCGUAGUCCUUUGUUUCACGGAGAUGAAGAAGAAAAUGGUUAAAAAAGGGGUGACGCGUUCGGAUCAAUCUUGCGGGAAAGGAAAAAGUGGGAAAUUUUCAUGCGGUUUUCGUUCACAUCCGUUCAAACUAUAACGAAACUUAGUGUAUCUCGUAUUACCCAUGGCGGUGAUCUUGUUUUUGUAUUAAUUAUUCUGUACAUAUAAUUUUGAUACAAGAGACAGGCUCGACGAUCUACGGUCUUUCACUAUCGUUUUAUCCUUCGACACCGAUACAAGGUUAUUUCGUUGGACUUUCUUUUCUUUUUUUUACGAAUAUUUAUGUAUCGUGCGCUAAAAGUUCACGCGUGUAGGAUAACGAACGAAUUUGAACAUAGACGAUUAUCCCCCAUCUCGCUGUUGAAAGCUCGCAUGGGGGUGUGCACCGGCGGUUUGAGUUGCAUCUGAGCACUGUUUCGGUAGAUAAACAACAAAAAAAAGAGGACAAAGGAGGAAAAUCCAUACUCUUAUACUAUGUAUAAAAAUAGAUAUUAUUAUAAUAAUUGAAAUAAUAAUGAUAAUAAUUAAAUAAUUAA